Zonotrichia albicollis (white-throated sparrow) is the source of this 2663-nucleotide messenger RNA. It is a transcript of the gene SYCE3, whose product is annotated as synaptonemal complex central element protein 3. Gene Ontology annotation, cellular component: central element. Lineage: Eukaryota; Metazoa; Chordata; Aves; Passeriformes; Passerellidae. The record is from RefSeq and is a predicted model, not a curated record. Gene Ontology annotation, biological process: reciprocal meiotic recombination; synaptonemal complex assembly; spermatogenesis.
UUUAUUUUGCUCAAGCACAGCAUAUUUUAGCUUAUUCUUUCUACUAAUUUCAAAAUGAGUCACAAGUAAUAUGCAGCAUACAGAUGACCAGUAACCUUAAAGUCCGAUUUUUACUGAAUUCACAUGUAGAUCUAAAAAUUUACAUGUGCUUACAUGUGCAUGUACAUAAUAUGCUUUUAUUUUUUUAUUGCUAUGUUACUUGGUCUCAACUAUGAAAAUCAACUCACUUUAGAGUAAAAUAAAGUAGGAAAUUCCUGGUUUCCUUAUAGAUGGCAGAAUCAGAAUCUCAGGAAGGAGACGAUUAUAACAGGGGAAAGAUGGUGGAGAACAUUAAAACAGACAUGGAGGAACUUCUGGAGGAAAUGGAAAAACUAACAGUGCGUGCAGCCUGGAUGGCUUACAGCUACACGGCCAUCCAGACCAACGCAGACCUGUCCAACGCCAUGCAGCACUCAGAAGACGUUUUCCUGAUGUGCAAAGAGCAGAUGGAGAAGAAAUGGCAAGAGGUGCUACUGGAAUCUAGAAGUGAAGGGGAAAAAAAGGAAUAAAUUGAACUUGGUCAUGCUGCCAGAAUGACAUUCCUCGGAAAAUCACUCAAGUCCUUUUUUGUCCCAGCUGUGGAGGUUUCACAGGCUCUGUGGGAAAUGGGCUUUCCUCUUGCUAAGAACUACUUAUUUGUGAAUGUCUGUGGAAUUAUUUUAAUGAGAUUACACAUAUAGCUUCAUAUAGUUGAGGGUAAAAGGCAGCAAUGUGUGUAGUUGCAUAAUGCCCAUCAGUAAUCCCUGUAGAGUUUGCACACACAAUUGACACGCCCUCUGACCUUUUCCCUGGAAGAUCAUACUCCAUGGUCAGCAUAACUGGAAUUCUUAGAAACCUGAACAAACUGGGGAGAUGGGGAGCAGGGCUGCUGUAGAGGACCAGCCUAAUGGCAUUGCAGUAACCUAUGCCUUUCAAAGAAAACUGAAGAAUUGCUUACUUUCCCAAAUAAAACACAGGUUAAAUUCUAGAUCUGCAGAUAGAUUUAGAUGGUUUUAUUUAGUAUUAUCAUCUAGGUGUUCAAUUACAUAGUUUUAUUAUUUAGAUAGAUCAUCUAUAGUUGUUGCAUCUUCUUUCAUUAGAUUUUUAACCAUUUCUUUGAACUGAUUUCCCCAGAAAGAUUGUUCCUCUCAAACCCUCUGAAGGUGGCAUGAAAUAAAUUUUUUUUUACCAUUAUAGACUGCAGUGAGUGUGGUGGCAUUGCUGCAGAAAAUACUAACCAUGUUAUAAAACAUGCUUUUCUCCAUACAUUCUUACUGUAAAAUAUUAGAAAAGGACUAAACAAUUUCUUCUUUAGUCAGGAUGUGGAUUGAGAGCAGCAACUUAUGGUUUGUGGUUUUACAUAAAUGAGUAAUUUAUCAGAGAUGGAAUUCACUGCAAUAAAUUUUAAGGAUCUUCCCUUUUAUUAAAAUCAGUCUCUUUUAACUAGAAAGUAACCACCAUGCAAUAAGUGAGAGCACCUCCAUCUCCUCUGAAGAGGUAAUGAUUUAAAUCACAUCUAAAGAAUCCCUGAAAGUUGGCCAAUGUUUAGGCUGUGUAUUUCUUUGAGAGUGGUUGAUCUAAAUUCAGACAAAAUGUUUAUCCACCGAAGUAAAAAAUAUGCAGACAAUUUAACUAUGGGUGUUUGGUUUUUUUUAAUACCAAGUAUUUCUAGAGAUACAAAUGGUAAGAACAAACUUUGAACUCUACACUUGACUUUCCCAUGGGUAGGUCUUCACUUCUCCCCAAGAUUUUCUUUGCAGUUAUGUGACGAUUACAAGAGGAAAGUUAGGGAUGGGCAGCAGUGCUUAUUCCUAGAAAAACUAUACAGCAAGAUAUUUAUAUUUUUACUUUGCUAUUUUUAUCCCUUAUUUAUUUACUGGAUUGUUACUCACCAUCUACCCUAUUUCAGCCCCCCUCGAGCCUGCAGCAGACCCCAGAUAGCCCACAUUGCAACACCUUUAUUUCUUGUCACGGGGGUGUGUCCAUGAAUUUCCAGAAAAAAUUAAGUGGAGUAACAGCCCCAUCUAGUGCUCACAUAACUGUACCAGUAAACUGGAUUGCUGACAUCUCUUAACUCCCCAGCACCCAUUUCCUGUGAUGAGAAGUGUCAGCAGUUGUGAGGGGUGUAACACUGCAAUGCUUUUACCACUCAUGACACAGCAAAAUUUACUGAUCUUAGUUAUGCACUGCACCUGUUGGCAAGUCAAGAGGCUGAUGUCCAAGAGUAACCUAUCCAAGAGCCAUCAAGUGGAGCCAUAAAUAUUCUCAAUACUCUGCUUUAGAGCAUUGAGAAUAUUUUAGAGUAUUGUUUCCAUUUACAGUUUCUUACCAAGAAACAGAUGAGACUUAUACAAAGCCUCCUGUAUAAUUCUGAUGGAAAUUCUUCUGGUUCAAACUGUGCCCUUCUUUCCAGUGUAAAACAACUGAAAGAGUGCUGAAAUGAGAACAUUUCACACUCAGGCAUCUCAACCUUGUCAGAACAUGUCCUAGAGCUCUGUUCAGAAUAUUUAUUUCAUUUACUAUUACUGCCCUCCAGUUCUUUAUUAUAGGCCAAAUUACCUCAGAAAGGCUCAAGCAUCCAUAUGAGUUGUUUUACCUUUUAGCAUAUUUUCAAAAUUUCAGUCCACAUUCUUGCAGCAAUUUUU